Funneliformis caledonium is the source of this 1026-nucleotide messenger RNA. NCBI's taxonomy places the organism in Eukaryota, Fungi, Glomeromycota, Glomeromycetes, Glomerales, Glomeraceae. The record is from the annotation of a GenBank genome assembly.
AUGAAUAAUAAAAAUUUCCCAAGGAGGAUAAAUGAAUAUCAAGAAAGCGAAAAAUUGAUUAAUAAUAUUGAAAAGUUAAAUGAAAGUAUAAAUGGGUUAAAAGAAGCUUUCGAUAGUAAAAAUAAUGAGGACAAGGUAAUUGAAGGAAUUAAAAAUUUAGGAAACCGGUUAGAAUUUAAAAUAACUUCGUUAGGACAAGAAACCGAAGCUUGCAAAACUUUAAAAACCCAAUUGAAAGAAACUCAACUUCAAUUAGAAACAACUCGUAAUCAUUUAACCAAAGAAGCAGAUAAUCAUCGUGAAACAAAAGAGCGAUUAGCAACUACGCAAUGUAAUUUAGAAGAAACUAAUUUUAAAUUAGAAACUAUUUAUAAUCAUUUAACCAAAGAAGCAGAUAAUCAUCGUGAAACCAAAGAACAAUUAGAAAUCAUUCGUAAUAAUUUAACUGAAGAAGCAGAACUUGCUAAUAAUGAUCGGGAAGAGACUAAACGUCAAUUAGAAACCAUUCGUAAAAAUUUUAUCGAAGAGCAAUUAGCGACUACGAAGAGUAAUUUAGAUAAUGCACAUAAAGAUCGGGAGGAAACUAAACGCCAAUUAGAAACCAUUCGUAAUAAUUUAUCUGAAGAAGUAGUUCGUCAUAUUGAAAUCGGAGAGCAAUUGGAACAUUUGAAUGAAAUAGAUCUUGCUAAUAAAGAUCAUGAAGAAACUAAACGUCAUUUAACUGAAGAAACAGGUAAACAUCUUGAAACUAAAAAGCAAUUAACUAUUUUGCAGGCUAAAUUAGAUCGUGUCAAUAUCGUACAAGAAGUAUUGAAUCUAUUAAAGAAUGGGAAAAGUAAAUACGGAUCCUCGGCUACUAGAGUAAUAGACGAGACGAUUAAAGUAUGGGAUGACUCAGAAAUUUCUAUUUCUGAAAAAAUUAUUAGAGCAGAAUCUUUUAAAAAUAGUCUUUAUUUAGCUGAUUGGCAAAAGAUCGAACCUUUAUUAUUACAACUCAAAAGUAUUGAUGUAUGUGGGACGGAUUAA